Molecule: messenger RNA, 342 nt
Organism: Phytophthora infestans T30-4
Lineage: Eukaryota; Oomycota; Peronosporomycetes; Peronosporales; Peronosporaceae
Exons: 2
Coding region: 1-342 (113 amino acids)
Source: RefSeq, a predicted model, not a curated record
AUGGCGAUGUUAGCAGCGGCCGUGAGGAUGCAAGCCGUACCGGACAUCCAGCAGGCCAUGCGGGAUUUGCCUGCCCCCGAUCCCGUCUUGGUAAGUUCCGGGUCCACGCCGUUCUGGAUGGCGCCCCAGAAUACCAGGAAGGCCAACGGAAUGGACUCGAGGUCGUUCUGCACGAUACGUCGCCAACGGGUCUCGUUAUCCAGUGCGAUCUUGAGCUGCUUCUCGUCCAUGUUCCCCGACAGACCCAUAGCACACACAAGCUGCUUGUCCUCAGCCAUGCGCGUGUUGGCUGCGAACGACUUGCGAGCUUGUAUCAUGGACGUAGCCAGGAACUUGACGUAG